Messenger RNA from Zychaea mexicana, 2689 nucleotides. RefSeq lists its product as uncharacterized. Lineage: Eukaryota; Fungi; Mucoromycota; Mucoromycetes; Mucorales; Lichtheimiaceae. Gene Ontology annotation, molecular function: Atg12 activating enzyme activity; Atg8 activating enzyme activity. The transcript is spliced from 12 exons. Gene Ontology annotation, biological process: cellular response to nitrogen starvation; autophagy of mitochondrion; protein modification by small protein conjugation. The coding region runs from base 449 to 2443 and encodes 664 amino acids. Gene Ontology annotation, cellular component: phagophore assembly site; cytoplasm. The record is from RefSeq and is a predicted model, not a curated record.
AACAAGCCCGCAGCCCACCGGGAAAAGGCCCAGUAUAAUAUGCCGCCGCUUUACCCGUCUAAUAAUAUCAUUAACCGUUCCAAAACCAAAAACUUCCCGUCUGUGUGUAUAGCAUACACGAUAAGCUUUUAUUUCCCGUUGUCACAAUGAGGCAAAGACCAUCCUUGUACCAUUAGCAUAAAGUCACACGGACCCCGUUGCAAACUGUAGCGUGAGUGGUCUAUGGUGAUUAUAGCAGUAGUAGUGGACAGUUCAAGCAGAGUGGUUGCGUAAGCGAUCAAUUCUUUCCCAGUGUGGGGGGGGGGACGAAAUCCUGCUUAAUUUUUUUUUUCUUUGUGGUUCCCCUUGAGGGUUAAUAACUUUCACAUUAACUCAAUUGCACUGUUCAUUCAGAAAAACUUCUUUUAUUAUUAUUACUACUACUAUAACUACCUACUAACUAGGGAGAAUGCCACCUGUAUUACAGUUUACUCCGUUUGCAUCAUCUGUCGAUGCAGCAUUUUGGCAAGAUUUGGCAACCAAGAAACUCAAUGUGCUGAAAUUGUCAGAGGCCAGUCAGCCUGUUUACGCCUACUACGCAACAGGCCACAGUCACCAUAGUUACAACAACAACAACCCGCCCCUUCCCGAGGCUGUCUCCAUGCCAGCCCGGAUUUGUGUCCCCGCUCAGGGGUUGGAUACCAACGAUGAUACCAGACCACCGUUCACGUUUCGCGUAACGGGAACAUUGCUAAACACAAACACCUUUGAAGACUUUAAAAAGUUGGACAAGAAUAGUCUGUUCCAGCAACACAGUGACCAGAUAUGGCAAGCCAUUGAGAGCGGAGAUGCAUUUGAUCGUCCGAGCGUCCUUUCGCAUUUCCUCCUGCUUACGUUUGCAGAUCUGAAAAGAUACAAAUUCUACUAUUGGUUUGCAUUCCCGGCUCUGAUGCCGCAGGAGCCGUGGUUACAAUCCCAACCCAUCAGUCCGAUCGCCCACACCUUUAGUCCCGUCGAGACGACCGCGUUGGCCAAUGCCUAUCAAGCUGCCGAUCGGCCACCGUUCUUCCUAGUCAGGCGCAAACCAACAACAGUGCUCUUGGGUCGCUUACGCGACUGGGACGAGUUCUAUACCAAAGAACAGGACGAGUUCUGGGUUGGGUUCGCAGACCCUUCCAAUCGAGACACCAUCCCGGGCUGGCCGUUGCGGAACCUACUUGCACUACUGCAUGAAAAGCACGGCAUCCGCAAAUUAAAUGUGCUGUGCUACCGCGAGAUACCUGGAAAGGUUACGUCGAUUGACGCCUCGCGGCUGCUUGUCGCCGAAUUGCCACCUUUGGCCACUUUUACAAAACCACCAAAGUCGGUCGGAUGGGAAAGGAAUGCACAGGCUAAACUUGCGCCAAGAAUGGCUGAUCUGGGCCCAUUGAUGGACCCUAUACGAUUAGCAGAUACUGCAGUCGAUUUGAACUUGAAAUUGAUGCGGUGGCGCGUCAUGCCGGACUUGGAUCUGGAUAAGGUUAAGCAUACCAAAUGUCUGUUAUUGGGUGCAGGGACACUGGGAUGCUAUGUAGCGCGCUGUUUAUUGGGGUGGGGCAUUCGUCAUAUCACAUUUGUCGAUAAUGGUCGAGUCUCGUUCAGUAACCCUGUUCGACAACCCCUUUAUACGUUCAAGGAUUGCGUCAAUGGAGGGCAGCCCAAGGCCGAAGCUGCCGCUAAAAGUCUUUUGGAGAUCCAACCCACCGUGAACUCUGUCGGAUACAAUCUGUCAAUUCCUAUGCCUGGACAUGUCGCCGCCGCUGGUUCGGACGAUGCUUUAUCGAAUGACAUUCAACAGUUGACUGAUUUAAUUCGAUCGCACGAUGUUGUCUAUCUGUUAACCGACAGCCGUGAAAGCCGAUGGUUCCCUACCUUGCUUGCCACACAAGCCAACAAACUGGUGAUCAACGCAGCGCUUGGAUUUGACACGUAUUUGGUGAUGCGCCAUGGGUCCAAACAUGGCUCCUUGGGCUGUUAUUUUUGUAACGAUAUUGUUGCCCCAGCAGAUUCAUUGACGGAUCGUACGUUGGACCAGCAAUGCACGGUUACCAGACCCGGACUCGCUGCCAUUGCCGGUGCUCUUGGCGUCGAGCUGAUGGUAUCAGUGCUUCAACAUAAAGAUGGCAUCGAAGCGGCUGCAUCCGACGACAGUGAUUGUGUUUUGGGCCGUGUCCCUCACCAAAUCCGCGGAUUCCUCGGUCAAUUUCACAACAUGCUUAUUGUGGGACAAAGUUACGCCAACUGCACGGGUUGUUCAGAAAAGGUUAUCGAAGCCUAUCAGCAAAAUCCAUUGCAGUUUAUAAGUAAGAUCCUGCGUGACCCAGAGCAUCUAGAACAAGUGUCUGGUAUUGCACAGAUGAAGGCAGAAAGUGAUGCGCUAUUGUUGGACCAAGAUUGGGGCGACGAAGAAGAGGAUGAUUUUUAGAAUAAAGAAAAGCUCUUACUUGUGACAUAUCAGUUUUGUCACGGGGAGAAGGGGUGUGGGGGGGGGCGGAGGAUAGGGAAGCAGUAGCAGUAGUAGUAUAAAAAAUGCAUUAAAGCACAUAUAAAAAAUACGUGUUGUGUGGCCCAUGGACCGGAAUUUUUCUUAUUUGUGUAGGGGUCCCCUUAUCUUGGCUUUUAUCUAUCAACCUCCCACUCUACUCGCGUCUCUUUCUCUCUUUUAACCCCA